Mesitornis unicolor (brown roatelo) is the source of this 1632-nucleotide messenger RNA. RefSeq names its product RAB12, member RAS oncogene family (gene RAB12). The record is from RefSeq and is a predicted model, not a curated record. Gene Ontology annotation, cellular component: endosome; synaptic vesicle; plasma membrane. Gene Ontology annotation, biological process: protein localization to plasma membrane; protein secretion; cellular response to insulin stimulus. The annotation marks the transcript as partial. Gene Ontology annotation, molecular function: GTP binding; GTPase activity. The transcript is spliced from 5 exons. Lineage: Eukaryota; Metazoa; Chordata; Aves; Mesitornithiformes; Mesitornithidae.
GUUGAUUUUAAAAUCAAAACAGUAGAGCUAAGAGGAAAGAAAAUUAGAUUACAAAUCUGGGACACAGCAGGUCAGGAGAGAUUCAACAGCAUUACCUCAGCUUAUUACAGAAGUGCCAAGGGAAUUAUUUUGGUGUAUGAUAUCACCAAGAAGGAAACAUUUGACGAUUUACCAAAAUGGAUGAAAAUGAUUGAUAAGUACGCUUCAGAAGAUGCAGAGCUUCUAUUAGUUGGAAAUAAACUGGACUGUGAAGUUGAUCGAGAGAUUACUCGACAGCAGGGAGAAAAGUUUGCACAGCAAAUAACUGGGAUGCGGUUCUGUGAAGCAAGUGCCAAGGAUAAUUUUAAUGUGGAUGAAAUAUUUCUAAAACUUGUUGAUGACAUUCUGAAAAAGAUGCCACUGGAUGUUAUAAGAAAUGAGUUGUCCAACAGUAUCCUGUCCCUGCAGCCAGAGCCAGAAAUCCCACCAGAACUGCCUCCUCCAAGGCCACAUGUCCGUUGCUGUUGACUUGUUACUCCAUACAGAGAGAAAAAUAGGAGUGGGAGGGUAAAGGAAGUAUCUGUACUACUCUGCACUACAAUCAUUUGGCAGUUUCUUGUUGCACUUUGUUAUUCGAGUCAGAGCUACACACUAACUUGUAAAUAUGCAAAUAUGCAAUCCUGUGUAGGAUUCAACUAUAACAUUUAAAUAUUACCCCUCUCCCUCACAACGAUGUUUCAUUCAUUGCCCCAGUGUUAUAAAUACUGUACAGUCGGUGGGGGUUUACCACACUUCCAGUCGAGGAGGAGGAGAAAUUAAAUCUAUACCUAUUCUUGACAUAAAUGUUGUAAUAGUUCUUGUUAUUAUAAACAGGCAGGCAGAAGCUCUUCUGGUAUGAAGAUAAGUAUAUGGUGCUUUGCUAACUAUUUUAAAGACAAAUUUUUUAAAAACAGAGGACUUUAUGUACAAAGCUUCCAUAAUCAGCAUUAUGUUUCCUUUUAAUGUAGUGAAAACAUUUUUGGCUGUAGCAUCCUCUGCUGACUGGAUUUAUUGAAAAGCUAAGUUUAAUUUUUGGCAGUCUUUUAUUUAUUUUGUUUAAUGCUGCACCCUUUCUUUGUGUACCAAGAUGUCACACCUGGUGCAGGCCUAAGAUUGCACUCUGAAGUAGCAUAUAUAAUUUUCUGCAUAAGCAUAAACUUGGUUGCAAGAAUCAUUAAGUUUCAAUAAAAGAAUGGAGAUAUAUUCAAGCUCUAAAAGAAGAUAUAAAAAGCAAUGCUGCUGUCCUAGACAAAUUCUUUAAAAAAUUAAAAUUAAGAUGAUACAUUUUCCUGUGUUAAGGAAUAUAUAUGUGUAUUUGUCUGGACAUCUGUAGGGAUGGGGGGAAGGGAACCUAAGGUAAAAUUAUUUUCUUUCCUAAUGGUGGAAAUUAUUCCCAUCAAGCAAAUAUUGUGUUAGGGUUUUGUCUGAUAAUGAAUUUGUGAAUUAUAUCUUUGGUAUAUCUUUUAUUAAAAUGCACUGUUUAGUUUAGCUGUGGUAAAACAGUAGUUACAUAUUUGAAUAACUUGGUGUGUCCUGAAUGUUGUGGUAUUGAAAAACAUUGUGGUCUUUCUAAACUAAUGAAGUGCAAAUAAAAUUUUGUAUUUAUGAAUGACA